Effrenium voratum is the source of this 1495-nucleotide messenger RNA. The record is from the annotation of a GenBank genome assembly. Lineage: Eukaryota; Dinophyceae; Suessiales; Symbiodiniaceae.
UGUGCGACAUCUUUGGCCCUUUUGCAGCAUGCGCAAGUUAUGCUAAGUCAGCUGCCGGCCGAUGGCAAGGCCGAGGUCUCGGAGUAGGACGAGGGCACGGAAGAGACGAAAGAAAGACGAGGAGGUCCCCUCGCAUGGGGAGCUCCGAGAUUCCCAGCGGCCGCAUUUCAGGUGGAAGACUGGCCAGGUACUGGGGGGAAGGUACCGGGUCAAGGGCCACUUGGGGGACGGCACCUUUGGCCGCGUGCUGGCCGCCAAGGACCGGGAGACGGGCGUGCGGGUGGCGGUAAAGGUCAUCAAGGCGGCUGAGCACUUGCGAGAGCUCGCUGAGGAGGAGGCCCAGGUCUUGCGGGAGAUCGAGGCGUUGGCCCCAGCAAAGCUUCUGGGAAGGAGCGCCUUGAGAGUUCGGCUGUUGGAUAGCUUUCUGGAGCAAGAGAACCACUUUUGCAUGGUUUUCGAAGAGCUUGGUGUGAGCUUGCGAGACUUCUUGAAAAGGAACGGCCGGGGCGUGUUCCUGGCGGAUGCACAGGAGAUGGCGAGGCAGCUCCUGCAGGGUCUGGCGGAGUUGCACCACAUAGGCUUUAUCCACACCGACCUGAAGUGCCGCAACGUAAUGCUUCGCCACGGUGGGCACUACGUGGCUCCACACCCCCGGGAGACGGGCGAGAGCAUGCGGCCACACGACUGCAGCAUUUGCCUCAUCGACUUCGGGGGCUGUGUGCACCGGGACGGGGCCUGCGGCACCGCGGGCACGCGGCAGUUCCGGAGCCCAGAGCUGGUCCUAGGGCUGCCUUGGGACGAGAAGGUGGACGUCUGGGCUGCAGGCUGCAUCAUCUACAUGCUGUACUUUGGACGGCGCGCCUUCAGCGUGCACGAGAACAUGGAGCACCUUGCCAUGAUGGAGAGGCUCACCGAGAGUCGGCUGCCGUUGUGGAUGGUGCAGAAGGCGUUGGCUCCGGAGGAUGAGGAGGAAGAGGCCGCCUUGGAUCUCGAGGCUCUUCAGCAGCGCCUGGGCAGUCCUCCGGCGACGUUGCGGCUGCCUGAGGCUGCCGCCACCCGAGCCGAGGCGGUGCGCCCACUAUCCCAGCAGGUGCUACUGCGGCACGGGAGCUUCCUGCAGCUUCUGCAAGGGCUGCUGGCGCUGGACCCCACUGGCCGCGUGGCGGCCGCAAAGGCGCUAAGCGCGCCCUUUUUGGUGCAGCAGGUAUGCGGGAUAACGGGAGCGGCCAGCAUCCAGGACAGCGAGGAGGAGUCCAUCGACGAGCCUGAAGAAUUCAUCCCUCCUCCCCCAUCCAUGGCCCUGGUGGUGCGACAGCAGCGGCAGAGCAUUUCUGCCGAAGCGUAUGGGGAAUGGCCCGGACCUCGGAACAAGCAGUCACAGCUGCCCAGAGGCCGGGCCUUGGACAUUCGCACUUUUUUGGGAGCGCAGUUGCCAGCAUUGGCCUCGGGCGACUUCGUGGUGUAUAAGUGCGGUGACAAGUACAUCCUUUUGUGA